UUGCACCUUAUCACAUAACCAUAAUUCUUAAAAACAUAAGUGCUCCCAUUUGCGGUGGUGCUAUUUUAAAUAAACGUUGGGCUAUCACAGCUGCACAUUGUAUAGCAGGAGGACUUCCAAGGAACUAUAUGAUUAUGACAGGCGGCAACCAGGAACUCACAGCUGAGAGCCUUAAAAAAGCAAAAUUUCACGAACCAACAGAUUUAAUUACCCAUUGCGCGUAUGAUGCUUCUUCAGCAACAAUGGAUCAUGAUGUUGGCUUAAUACGCAUGUCAAAAAACAUCAAGUUCAAUCGAUAUACCCAACCAAUUGCCUUGGACCCCAAAACUGUCCCGGUGGGUGCUAAAUUGUUAAUUGUCGGCUUUGGCUUCAUUAAGUACAAGCCCAAACCGGUGAUUACAACUGAAAUGCACAUGCUACACAUGAAAAGGAUCUCACAAAAGACUUGUAGCAAAGCAAUGCAGCUAAAUAUUCGCAGCAAUAUCAUAUGCGUAUACAGAACAGUGAAUCGAGGAAUUUGCCAUGGUGAUUCUGGAUCUCCAUUUACGCUUAAACGUAAACUGGUAGGACUAGCGAGCUGGGGCCUUCCAUGCGCUGAGGGCUAUCCGGAUAUGGUAGCCAGCAUUGCGUACCAUUACAAUGGCAUAAUUAAAACUAUGCGCAAAUACAACAAAAAGCAUUCAACAAAAUGUAUACCAUAAGAUUGAACUGCAUUGAAUAUAUUCAUCAUUUUCAGUUUCUGUUUUACCUGUA
This is a messenger RNA of Scaptodrosophila lebanonensis, 753 nucleotides long. Its product is annotated as chymotrypsin-1-like. Gene Ontology annotation, biological process: proteolysis. The record is from RefSeq and is a predicted model, not a curated record. Gene Ontology annotation, molecular function: serine-type endopeptidase activity. The transcript has a single exon. Lineage: Eukaryota; Metazoa; Arthropoda; Insecta; Diptera; Drosophilidae. Bases 129 to 701 code for a protein of 190 amino acids.